UAAAAUAAUUGCAUUUCCAUGUUCUGUGUACUGUGGGAGACCAGAUAUAGUGAAUGCGGGUCCUGGGAGACCAGAUAUAGUGAAUGCAGGGUCCGGGGAGACCAGAUAUAGGGAAUGCAGGGUCCGGGGGGGAGACCAGAUAUAGUGAAUGCAGGGUCAGGGGAGACCGGAUAUAGUGAAUGCAGGGUCCUGGGAGACCAGAUAUAGUGAAUGCAGGGUCUGGGGAGACCAGAUAUAGUGAAUGCAGGGUCCGGGGAGACCAGAUAUAUGGCAAGCAGGGUCCAGGGAGACCAAAUAUAGUGAAUGCAGGGUCCGGGGAGACCAGAUAUAGGGAAUGCAGGGUCUGGGGAGACCAGAUAUAAUGAAUGCAGGGUAUGGGGAGACCAGAUAUAGUGAAUGCAGGGUCCGGGGAGACCAGAUAUAGUAAAU
Staurois parvus is the source of this 429-nucleotide messenger RNA. The record is from the annotation of a GenBank genome assembly. NCBI's taxonomy places the organism in Eukaryota, Metazoa, Chordata, Amphibia, Anura, Ranidae.